AGGCGUGCACAUUCCGCUGGUGUAAGAAUUUUGUGUUGUUGCGAAAAUACGCCUCAACAGCCAAUUGAAAAGUAAUACAGCAGUGCAAGUGUUGUGUCUUGAGUGUCUUUUUGAAAAUGAAUGACCCGGGUUUGGGUCCAGCGUCGAACAUGGCCGAUUCUAACCAUGCGAGUGGCAGCAACAAAUUUCUGUCGCUGCCGACGCCGCCGUCGCAGUCGCCAGUCGUCGGAAGUGCACCUCCGCCCAAGCGUAUUAUCAACAGAAUACCUUUGGAUUUCAAGAAACUUAAACAGGCCGGCUUGGACAUAAAGCUGGCGGAAGCAUUGCGAAAGCAAAGUCUAACAGCUAUGUCCACAUCUACCCCUUUUUCUGUUCCUGCUACCACUGCUGCAACAACAUCUGCGCAGUCAGUGGCGAUGACCAGUGCUGCCGCCGCAGCCUCAAUUGAACAAAAACCAAAAUCAGCUCCACCAAUCAGAAAAAAGCGAUCCAACAUCUCGAACUACAUCGAAAAAGUGAUACCUGAGGAAAUUUUGGCCGAGCGAUCGCAGCAUGUGAAGGCACUGAUCAAGAACCGGAUACUGAACAAGGGCACGCUGAACCACCCGAAGUCAUCCGCAGCCACAAUGACAGCACCAAAGGCGGCGUCAUCAUGCUCUGCCACGACAAAUGUGUUUAUGUCGCCCAUAGCCAAGGCGGAUGUGACGGUGCGGUCGAAGCAGCCGCCGUUGCUGCUGAAUCUGGUGAAUCAGUUGCCCAAGCACCGAGCCUUGUGCGGACCCAGCAUGCAGCAGUUGUGCAGACAGCAGGAACAGCAGCAGCAGCCUGUGCCCCAGCCACAGCCACAGCCAGUGGCGCCACUAAUCCACAAGGCACCAUCGCCGCCGCUGAUUGUGCUGGAGAACAAGGUCCUGGCGCCCGAGGAGAAGAUCGAUUUGAAUGAUCUACGUCUGCCCAGCACUUCUACGAUUCCACAGGCCUCCAGUCCGCCCCAGGGGAAGCCAGUGCCAGUGAUGGCCCGCCAGGUGCAGACUUAUGCCGGUCCCAGCUCAUCUAGGGCUGCCAAGACCAAGGUGAUUCUGAAUGCCAACAAACUGAAGGUGUCACGGGAGAAGCUAGCCGAGAUGGCCAAAGAGAUACACAGUCAGGUGAAGCAGGUGGAAAAGCAGCCAGCUCCGGCCUCAGUUUCCCCAAUCAAAGCGCCCGUAAGCCCAGAAGAAAUCAGUCCCAUUCUUGUCAGUUCAUUUUCAUCCCCGUCCCCAUCUCCAUCUCCCGUGCCGUCUCCGUCUCCUGCUCCAAAAGUUCUCUCCGCUGUGGACUUUAUAGCCCAACUGACCGCUGACAAUCCGCUGGAUGAGAGCAGCUUCAUAGAACUAUCGCCAGAAGAGCAAAUGAUGAGUGCUCUCUUUGGCUCAAGAGGAGGCAGCAUGCAGCCCACGGACGAGGAGGAGGAGGAGCCACCAGCAGUGCAAAGGCCAGAGGCCCAUGAACCCGAAGAAGAGUUGCCAAUUGGAAAGAUAUUGAAGCUGGAGGAAAUGGAUAUACUGCACGCCACAUUGGAUGUGAAUGAGGAUAGGGAGAGUGUCCUGCGGUUCAGUCCGAAUGCCAUAAAGCUGCAGAAUAGCGUGGUGGCACGCAGGAACCAAUCAGAAGCCAACAUGAGGCUCAUUUUAACGGAGGAAAGUCAGCUGCAGGAGCUGAUCCAGCAGGAAGCAGUUCCAGCUGAAAUAGCAGAGAAAACAGCCAGUGAAAUGUCUAAUAAUGAGGCAGAAAGGACGGAGGAAACUGCCAAGGAAAUUUCUAAAGACGAAGCAUUAAUAACAGCCAGGGAAAACUCCAAAAAUGAAGAAGGAAUGGCCAAAGAAACAGCCAGGGAAAUGUCCGAAAAUGAAGGAGGAAAAGCAGAGAAAACAGUCAAAGAAACGUCCAACAAUGAAGCAGGAAUGCCUGAGGAAGCCACAGAUCCACAGAUGGCGGAUAGUGGGCCUCUUUUCCAGUCAAACUCAGCUCCAGUUGCGGCACCCAGCAGGGAAAUGGAGGAUAAGCCACCGCCAGCCAAGCGGGCACCAAGGUUUAAGAAGGGAAAAGUAAAUUUAGUCCAACGCUCGAAACGAGUAAAUCCACCCCAAACAAUAGAGGCGCUGCCUGACCACGAGCUAAGCGAUGCAAAAAGGGUUAGGCUCAAUGUGGAGCAGGAAGAGGAGAACGAGCCGAUAUUGGAUCAGAGUUUCCUCGAGGAUAGUUAUGGAAGAAGGAGAGAAGUUAAGGUAAUUAAACAAGUGGAUGAUGGCCUAACAGCUAAAGACAAAGUAAACCUUCAUUUAUCUAGUGUUGAAAAAAAUCUGCAGGUCCAUGCAGAUGCAGAUGUGGGGGAGAGUGCAGUAGAAGAAGAAGAACAAGAAGAAGCAGCAGUAGUCAGAGAAACCAUCAAUGAAGAACACAAGAGCACAAGAGAAGACCCCGAAGAGAUACUAGUCAAGAAAGGAGCACAGGAGCUGGAACCACAAGAGGACAUGCCACCAAAGCCCUCAACAGAACGUGAUCUAAACCAACUCUAUCAUCCACCCAAAAUGCCAAAGAAUAAAUCAAUUAAAUUAGCGAAAAACGGAGAAGAUCAAUCAGAACCGGCCACAACGAGCAGCAGCAGCAGCAACAGCAGCAGCAAUGUGUCCCUUCUAUUGGAUGUCCUCAAUCAGGAGCCACCAGCAGCACAGGGCGAAGCGCUGCUACCAUUCCGCAAGCAGUCGCAGCCUGAGACCCAGUCCCAGGCCAGUGUAUCCACAGGAAUCGACAAUCUAAUGAGCCACUUGUCAGCAGAGAAGAUAAUGCCACAGCUCAAGAGGGUUUCACCCAUCCCUGCUCCCACGCCCCGCAAGAAACUAGUCAAGACACGACCUGCGCUCAACAAAAGAACCCCACGGCUCGGUUCCAUUGCAGCUAGCCAUCACGUUAGUGUAAGCGGUGGAGCAGGAUCAGGAGCAGGAGGUCGCAUGGCCACUUCCAGCACCAGUGAUGAUGAUGGAUCCGUGUUCCUGGGCUUUGAUAACAAAGAAGAGGAGCAACCUGUCGACAAGGAGCCGACCCUCAAGCGAGGAAAGCAAAAGCAAAUGAGGUUGAACGAAACGGAUAUCAGUGAUGAUGCCACGCCCGACUAUGACGAGACGGAGGAGGAGCAACAACAGGAGAACCAAAAGAAAUCCUCCAAUGAAGAUCAAACACUUUUAAGUGGAUCAAAAACGGCCCUAAAGCAGGCGGAACACACAGACAGUGAAGCCGAUGCUAGUCCCAUGCAGAUUGAAACACUUUAUUCCAUGGAAGUGGUGGAAAUAUGCGCAGAAGAUUUAAAAAAAUGUAAACCUACAGAUGAAAUUUGUACAGAAGAAGACUUGGACAUGACUGUUCCACUAGAUACCCAGACACCAGCGAAGGCCACUAGUCCUAGAAAGGAAGGCUCAUCUAUAAAGGAACUGCCACCGCCACAGAAUGUGGCCCGAACGGACACACCAAACGUCAGCGAAACUACAGAAAUAGCUGCAAUGGAGCCUGAAUCUGUGACAGUUACAAAGGACUCCUCGACACACGAAAGUAAAAGCAAAUUAAAUGAAAAUAAACCAAACGAAAAGGAUUCCCAUGAGUCUAAAACCAACCAGAUAGAAACAGAUUUAGAGGAGACUACCAGGAUCGAAGAACUACCAGAAGAACUACCAGAAGAACUACCAGAAGAACUACCAGAAGAACCACCAGAAGAACUACCAGAAGAACCACCUGAAGAACCACCAGAAGAACCAACGGUAAAGGCAAAAGGCAAGCGUAAGCCACGAGGCAGACCAAAAAGGGUAACCACUAAGGCUAAUCAUACAGAAAACUCCGAUCAAAUGGAGCUAAGAGAAGAGGGCAAUACAUCAGAUGUACCAAAUGAAGCAGACAUGUCGUCCUGUGGCAAAAGAAAGCGCACAUCUAGGAGUCGUUCAACCGAGUCAGUCCCAGUCCUACCUCAAGCUAUUCCAGCGGAAGAUGAUCAGCCCCAGUCUGCGGCUGUGAGCUCCACUCGCAAGCGAAAAGCGAGACUCAGUUCGCCCACAACAAUAGCCAAAGUGCCAGCCAAGAGAGGCAGGAAAAGUGUAGCGGCUGUGACUGAAGCAACUCCAACAGCAACAGCAACGUCAACGCCUGAAACGCUAAACAAACUGCAACUAGAGGAGGAGGCAGCAGAGGUAACGCCAACGAGGAAAAGAGGGCGUGCCAAGCAAGCAAAGAAUUUAAAUGCCGAGGAGCAGGAUGUAGAAACUAAUGUGGAGACCACACCAAAGACAAAAGAUGCCUUCCAAAUGCGUCUGUUGCUCAUACGAAAACGGGAACAGCUGGACACCAACGAGGAUCUCCAUGAGCAGGGCAAGGGCAAGGGACAGGGACCCCUCCAAUGUGGUCUGUGUCUGGGCCGCAGCACCAAGGCCAACUGGAACAAUCAUCUGAAGCAGCACUAUGGAGUGGGUUGGCUGCUCACAGAACAAGAGCCGCAACAGACUCUUUCACGGCAAGCUGUUCUGAACAUGAUGAAAGGCUACCUCAAGGAUGGACACUCCACACAUUUGACCUGUCGCCUGUGUGAUCGUCAGUUGGGCUCUGGCCUGGGCAUGUUGACGCACCUGGAAUCGUGCGGGGACAACGAUCGGCCGGAAUGUCAGUACUGUAAGCGCGGCUACACAAAGCUCUAUCUCCGCUUGCAUGAGCAAGCCUGUCGGCAACGUACCAUGAUCGAGCAGCAGCAGCAGCAGCAGGAGAAGGAGGAUAAACCAGAGACAGAGGCAGAGACUACUGCACCGGUUCAGGCUGCUAAAACAACCGAAAGCAGUCCCUCGCCGUUCAGUAAUGUUGAUUGGAUCAAGCGUUUGCUGCUCAUCCGUAAGCGGGAACAGUUGGACACCAACGAAGAGCUUUACGAGGAGGUUAAGGGAAAGGGACCCCUCCAAUGUGGCCUGUGCCUGGCACGCAGCACCAAGGACAUGUGGCAAUCACACCUGAGGCAGCAUUACGGCGUGGGUUGGCUCACGGGCAAAGAACCGCCGACUCUCACGCGCCAAAGUGUGAUCGGCAUGAUGAUUGCUUACCUUAAGCAGGGGCAUGCGAAGCAUUUGGAGUGUCGCCUUUGCGCUCGCCAGCUGGGCUCUGGCCUGGGCAUGCUGAUGCAUCUGGAGACUUGUGGCAGCAACGAUCGGCUGGAGUGUCAGCACUGCAAGCGCAGCUACACGAAGCUCUAUCAUCCCACACAUGAGAAAACGUGUAGGAAGCGGCCUGCCGGCCUGCAGCCGAAGAACGGGAACACAACAGAGGCAGCCACCGUAGCGGAAACUACGGGUCCAGUGUACACGAAUGCGGGCUAUGCCAAGCGCAAGUCUACCAUCAAAGCCGAAAAUAAAUUAAAGAAAAUUGAGGCGGAGGAAGUAAGUUCGAGUGCCAAUCGGAAAGGCGACUUUGAAGGCGAUUCAUCAGACUACGAUAUGAACCAGGACAACGAGUCCUCGGAGGAAUACGAUUCGGAGGUGGUCGAUUCCAAUGAGGAUGCUGCGCAGACAGAGGAAGACAUCGGCCCCAGUGAUACGCCCAGAUCGAAGCAGAUUAAGCGGAUCAAACGCAAGAAGUUGGACGGGAACAGUAUGAGGAGUGACAAGCAAACGGGAGGCACUAACUGUCAGUCAUUGUACUCCCGCUAUGCUAAGCUGAAGGAAAAGGUGCAACAAAAGUGGAAUCAAUUCACCGAAACAAACUAUGCUGCAGAGGCCUUGUAUCCACAGGUUAAGCCUGGCUAUGCCAGGCUCUCGUCAGCGGAGGCCAGUGCGUUGUUGCCUGCCAAGGAUAACAGAUCCAUGCGCUAUGCGUAUGGGGAUGUUAAAACGGCAAACAAUUGGCGGCAGCUGGCACCGCUAGAGAGCUUCCAGACAGCCGAUGAGCACAUUGGCUAUUUGGGGGCACCCAUCAAGCAGCUCGCCUGGGCACCCCUGCCGCCAACGGUCGCCGAGCAAUAUCUGCUGUGCUCCUUCCGCAAACAGAUGCUGGCCCAUGCGAGGCACAUGCCGCAGAAGCAGACGGAUGCCCUGUUAAUGCUGCUCAAGUGCACGCUACCAGAGAACAGGAAGCAGCAAGGAGUGUGGCCCCUGGAGACAUGCCUGCACUAUGCGAUACGUGUGCCCAAUGGACCCGUGCAUUGGUUUGCAUUUAUGCCCAGCGGCGGGUAUGACAAGUCGGCAAAUCGAUUGGGUCUGCUGGCGGUGGCUAGUUCGUCAAGCGAAGUGAAGAUCUAUGCCCUGCCCCUGGAACUGGAAGAUGAGGCAACUGGAAAUGCGGCUAUUGAACUACAGUCAACGCUUACACUCACCUUGGAUAUGCAGAAUCCUGUAAAGGAUCAGUGUACUAAAAUCUGUUGGUCUGAGGGCUCUAGUCACAAUCUCCUGGUGACUGGCUAUGCCAGUGGCAACGUUGCCUUUUGGGAUAUUUCGGAUGAGCAGGGCAUCAAUUGCUUCAAACGGAACGGUCAUCUACAUUUUGUGCCCUUGCAUUAUUUCUACUUUGGCGAGCAUAAUAUCCAGACUCUGGAGCUUCAUUAUGACACGAAUGGACCACGUUGGCUGGCAAUUGGUACAUCAACGCGUAAAUUGUGGAUCUAUGAUAUUAUCAACUGGACGCAGCCGCUGCCCAUAAACGAAGACUCUAUCGCCAAUCUGUAUUUGGCCAAUGCCAGCUGGCCACCCAUCUGGGAAACGCUAGUCGUUGGCUGCAGUGAUGUUCAGCGACGCUUCUACUCGCGCUUGAUAUCGCUCAGCCCAACGGGCAUCUUAUUUAACAAUAAAACGCUGGACUAUACGGUUAGCUCUGCGCGCGCCUUGCACUUCAAUGUGUGGGACAAUAUCCAAGUGGUGGGCACCGACAAUGGGGAUCUGGUGUUCCUCAAUGCCCGAGAGCUCAACGCGGAGCCCAUACUGCUGAAGAUGUUGAACAAAUGUCGCGCCGUGUCCAGCAGUAAUCUGUGCAAUCUGAACACGGACUCCACAACCUCUGCUCCCGACACAACCAUAACUACCGACGACUUUCUACGUGAUUUUGGCUUGAACGUCAAGCCAUUGGCUGGGGUGACCAAGUCGCAGAAGAAUGCCUACAUCGAUCCGAAGCGACUGCCCAAACCCUACGAGCUUUUGGCCAUGACGCGUUUGAACACCGUGCGCUGCAAUUGGAACCGCCCGGCGCACAGUUGGGUGGCUGUUGGCGCCGAGCACGGUCUGCUGCGCAUCGUUUAUUUUGAUCGGGAUAAAUUCUUUUAGCGGCACAUCCUGGGCAAUAUCUCCUGUAAUAGGCACAGAACUGAGAGUAUAUUACUUUCUGUUUAAUUGUAUGGCUAGUGUGGAUGAUGGAUAAUCAUAGUUGUAAUUUAAUUAUAGCUCUUGUUACAUUAUAUAUUUGCUAUAUAUUUUAUAUGGAUUAGAUAUACCUACACCUGUAACCUGCUUGGCAAACAAAUUCUAAUCUAAAGAUACAUA
Messenger RNA from Drosophila obscura, 7529 nucleotides. RefSeq lists its product as uncharacterized. Gene Ontology annotation, cellular component: transcription factor TFIIIC complex. The transcript has 10 exons. The coding region runs from base 117 to 7313 and encodes 2398 amino acids. Gene Ontology annotation, molecular function: protein binding. NCBI's taxonomy places the organism in Eukaryota, Metazoa, Arthropoda, Insecta, Diptera, Drosophilidae. The record is from RefSeq and is a predicted model, not a curated record. Gene Ontology annotation, biological process: transcription by RNA polymerase III.